AUGGAUAAUGUUUGCUCAUAUUUUAAUGGUUUUAUUUAGGGAACAUCAAAUCUUGAAAAAUGUUAAAAAGAAUGCUAACCAACAUUUUAUUAAAAUAUGGAGGCUUAAACUUGUGAAGAUACCAUAAGUUGCAUAUAAAUUCAAGAAAGCAAGAGAUUCUCUUUUGAAAAAAGAGUAAUAGAAGUCUAAUAAAUAAAUUAAAAUUAAUAUUUAGUAGAAGCAUAUGGUUGCACUUUUGCUUUAUUAGACUAAAAUUGGAACAUAAUAAAUGUGCAAGUCUUGUAAAAUUUAGAAAAUUACAAUGAUUUAUAUGUUGUUAAUGGAUAUGAAAUUUAGAGAAAUAGUUUUAUAGUUGGAGAUUAAGGGGGAUGUUCUGCAGGGAGCAAGAUAGUAGUUGUUAAUUUUAAAACACUAGAACUAUCUCAUGCAGACAGAUUUUUUUGGUGA
This is a messenger RNA of Tetrahymena thermophila SB210, 447 nucleotides long. Its product is annotated as zinc finger protein. The record is from RefSeq and is a predicted model, not a curated record. The transcript has 2 exons. Lineage: Eukaryota; Ciliophora; Oligohymenophorea; Hymenostomatida; Tetrahymenidae.